UAUUAUCGUUUCAAUAGGUGAUAAAGAAGUGUAGCUAUAAUAGUCUACAACUUUUUUAGACUGCAGUUUUUGUCCUUUUAAGGAAUUAAGAGGAAAGUUUGUUUUAUGUGAGUUUGUGUCUACGUGGACUCUGGGUUUUCACCAGGACAUAUUAGCAACUGAAGAGGGUGUUGCCCUUCAGACAUUAUUCCUGAAGGCGGAGGGAAAACGUCUCCGGCAAAUUUCGGUCAGUUAUCUCUCCUUUUAAAUUCUAAGCAAAUACCAAAAUACUUUUGAAUAUUGAUUUAGUCUAAAUUCUUAAGAUUCACUAAGUUUGUGUAACUUUUAACCAAUUCGAGUGGCUCUGGGACUCCUGAGUAAUCACCAGGAUUCUGACAAGGAGGAUAAACUCCCUCCUUUAAUUUGAUCGGACUAAUUUAAGUUAUCUCCACUUCUGUUUUUCAUUCUAUUUUUAGUAUUUUCUUUAAUAAUAAUAUUUAUGUAAUCACAAUAUAAACUGUCACAUUUUUUAUAUAUAUAUGUGCACCUAGGCUAUGUUUAAUAAAAUAAUUGAAAAUUAAGAAGCUGGUGAAGACGGUAAAGUCCUACCGGGAAAAUUAAAUAGUCCAAAUUUUAAAUAAAAUAAGAGAGAGACGGACAACUUUGCCGUGUGUGACUGAAAAAGAGCAGCUUUGCGUCUGUGUGUGUGACUGCGCAUGCGUGCUUGACGUUUAACUAAAUUGUGUGGAAGAUCUAAAGCUAGACCUGCAGGCUGUCUGAGGACUUAUUGGCUGCAUGAGAGAGUAACAGCAUGUUAAUUGCAAUGAAUGAAAGAAUAAAUAAAUGCAAAAAUAAUAUAAGAGCUGAGAAUUAAAGACCACUGUGUUAUUUUGCCUGCGAACACUAAAUUGUUUAGUAGGACGAUAUUUUCGCAGAGUACUUGUAAGGUACGGUUUCUUUCAAAAAGACACCGUCAUAACGAGACGCUUUAUUGGGUUUUACUAAGUAGCGACUUUGCAGAGCUCAGAAGUCGUGGACAGUUGCUGAAAUAGCGUUUCGUCUAGUAAAUAAAAUAAUAUAGGCUUGUGCCUGAGUUAAGGGGAAUUUGAGGGAUAGGAAUCGCAUUUGCAUAGACUGUAUACAUGCGACAGUCGCCCAAAAAUGUGCAAACAGUGACAAAAACGUAUUGUAUUACAUAGCCUAAAGAACAUAGGCUAAAGAAUAUAAAUAAAGUAAAAACUAGGAGGUGUUUUAGAAAAGUAUAUCAGUAUAUGUAUGAUCUUGUUUUGUGUGUGAUAAAUAUUUAAAAGUAUUGGAAAUCUAGGCUGAUGUACGGGUUUGGUUCUUGUUGAGUUGUGAGAAGCAACGUGUUAAAUUGGUGGUCUCGGCUAAAGAUAAAACGUUGUUUGUCGAAGUAAAAUACAUGUUCUUUAGUUUGGCUGGCUGAUAAUUUGCUAUAGCUUUGGAAUAAACGUGAAAGGAAUCGUGGUGCGUUCAGUGUGCGUUGUAAUUUCUGUGCAAACUGUUAAAUGUGAUGCUGUCAUUUUGUUCUUGUGUUUUGAUUGCUUAGGGACCAAAUACAGAUCAAAUACAUUUGAACCCUUUUAAGAUUACACUUUUAUGACAAGUUCUGGAAGUUCACUUUCAAACCUUUUAAGAUUUUGAGGUUUCAUCUGGAAGUGAUUCAAAGGUAGACUGGACUUAAACUGAAACAUCAAACUACUGAGGCAAAAACUUUACACAAAAGGCUCUGUUCUAACUGGACUGUGAGCCCAGGCAGAGCCCCCUACAGGAAAUAUCGAGUAAAUGUUUCAAUUUGAUCUCAGUCUUUAUUCAGUGUUUUCCUGUCUUAAGCAGUCUUGGCAGGAGUGAGUGUUGCUGACAGAAACUAAGAGACUUAAGGCCCACGAGCCAGGACUCGACCGAAGCAUUGAACACCUGACACUGGGAAAAUAAUUGACAGUUUCCCUGCAGGUUUAAUUUUAAUUUCUUACACAUUUCUUGGAUUAGUUGUUUAAUUUAAAUACAAAACAAAAAAAGAGAUUGAUUUGAGUGUUUCUCUCCUCAAUCUCUGAUUUAAAGGACAGCAGAGUCAUUCAAGGCAACAGUAUAAAUUCAUAUUUCUGGUCUUUGUUUUCGAUCAGUGAUCGGCAGACAGAGAAUUUAAAGAGAUAGAUAGAUAGAAGAGUCGUUUAUCCGAUUUUAAAAAGGAAAUUAAAUUUUCUGCCUGGAGUUUGACAACCAAGGAGUCAGGAUGGCUGCUCCGUGUCUGAACACAGCAGAGGACGUUUUGGCAAAACAGCAUCCAUUGCUGGCACAAAUGAUAAAGAAACUCUCGCAGAAGUGGGAAAAGAGGACCCGUAACAUGUCGACCAAGUGGCCAGAGGGAGGAACGUUUGAUUUAGAGACUUGCAGGGAUAUGCAGGUUUUAAUUAAGAACUACAAGCUAAAUCAGAAAGGUCCGAUAAGAGCCCAAAAGAGAAAGGAAGAGGAAAACAUUCUAGGUUUGUUUAGGAAGAAAGGUGAGAUGCUAAGAACAGCCACUAGGGUCACAGCAGCACCACCACCACCGCCUUAUGUGCAAGAGCUCCCUGUAUACAAGAAAUUAAGCAUUGAAGGAGACAAUAACCUAGAGGGUGAUGACAUUCCCCUAACUGAGCUUAGAGGAGGGGAAGUGUGCCCAGAUUUGAGUAAGCUUGAUAUAAAAGGAGGACUUAGUGGAUUUAGGACACCUAUAAGGGAAAUGCUAAAGAAUGUAGAGAGAGAGGAAAGGAUGGCUAGAGGAGAGGAACAUGAGGAGGAUGAGGAAGAAGUUACAUUUGAGGAUAGCAUGGACAGGGACUAUGAGAAAGGUGAAUUAAGCCCAGCUGAGAGUAGGGUAGUAAGGUUAAAGAAGAGCACAGCAGCAGCAGAGAAGGAAUCCACAGAGAAGCAUGCCACUGCUCAAGCCUCAGAUCCCCCACAUGUCUGCAACAGAAGAGUAAACGAAGAAGGGUCCAGCAUACAGGGCCUGGAAAAAGGAGGAAAAUCUGAAGAUCAGGCACAGGGGAUAAUGCUUGCUGUUGGAGAUGUGAAAGCCCUGCUUACACGAGUGCUUGAACUAGAAGAGAGGCAGGAGGUGUUGAAGGAGACACUCCAACGGAGGUAUCCGACACAGAUAACUCAUGAAACACUCCUCUGGAGUCCCCUUAAAGAUGACGAAAGCCCUGUUUCAUAUGUCCGUACAAAAUGCCGAGAAUGGAGACAGGAGUUUGGAGUAAACCCUGAAGACAAUCCUUUACAUCAGGAAAAGUUCCGGGAGAGUGUUUUGAAAGGUCUUCCAACUCCGGUGAAGAAAAAGCUGAAGAAGGUUGUGACUCUGUAUUCAAUGACAUUUCAUGAGUUCUGCGACCAUGUUGCUCACGCCGUCUGCAGACACAGAGAAUCGCAAAGGGAGCGGGAGGAAAAAGACAAAGAGGCACUCCGCAAACUGACUCAACAGCAGCUGACUGCAGGAAAGAAAAAACUAGAGGGAGGAGUGGGUGCUUCAAGACUCAGCAGCAUGGAGAGCCAAGAGAGAGCGUCGUUUCAAGAGGCGCUUCAAGUCCUGAUAGACAAGCAGAAGCAGAUAUGGGGGCAACUGUCUGCACCUUGGGGCUAUCAAGCCAUGGCAUCCUGGCCAGAAGCAGAAAACAACUUUGGGCCACGUCCCCUACCUCAUCCUCAGUAUAUGGGGAGAGGGAGAGGAGGACCAUCUGGACUGCAAAGAGGACGGGGACAAAGGGGAGGUAGGGGACUUCCUACCAAACCUCCCCAAUCUCUGCCAUACUACCCAAGAAGGUGUUGGGGUUGCGGACGUGAAAAUCAUUUAAGAAACGCAUGUCCCACAAAUCCGUGGCAAGAUAACAGACUGCCAAGAGGUCAGAGGCCAUCUCCGCGAGGAUCAGUAGUCAUCUAGAGAGGCCCAGCAGAAAGAUUUUGACGGGGCAUAGAGCCAUCAAAGCCUGUCAUCCUUUAGCUACAAAACUGACAAGCUCAUCUCCCUUUGUUGAUAUCAGACGAGACGUCUGUGAGUCUAAUUGGACGAUAUGGACGAAUUGAAAUGUGCAAUAUGUUGCCCACCAGACACCAUCCUGAUUUAUAAAAGCCCAGACUCCCUAAUUAACUCAAGUGCCAGAUCAUCUGUGGUCAAAACAUUAGACCAAUCUUGGACUGAUAAAAUCAGCACAACCAGUGGACUUUAAGCUGAAACCAGGCUGCAAACCACUGUUGAUUCCAAAAUAUCCACAGAAGCCUGAGGCUGAAAAAGGAAGUGAAAGGACAAUACCUGAAUGGCUGGAAGCAGGAGUAUUGACCCGCAUUGUUUCACAUGGCAACACCCUGAUUCAUCCUGUGCUGAAAGCAGAUAAGUCAAAAUACCAACUAGUAAAAUAGAGAGCAAUAAAUGAAGAAAUUUAGGAUAUUGACGCAGAAGUUCCAAAUCCAUAUAUGCUAUAUAUAUAUCAAACAUUCCCCCCACUGUCACGUAUUUUAUGGUAAUUGAUCUGUUUGACAUUUUUUCUGUGUUCUAAUCAGCAAGAGAUCACAAUAUCUCUUUGGGUCAAAGUUUAUCUGUCCCAGGCGCUUUCCAUAAAGGCUUAAAGCAUGCGCCACAUAUUUUUAAUAAGACUCUGAAGAAAGAUUUAUCCGAGCUGGGCAAAAAGGUGUCCAGCACCGUUAUUCGGUGUGUAAAUGACAUUCUCGACUGUUCUGAGACGCAAGAGAAGUGCCACAAAGACUCUAUUGCACUGUUAAAGAUACUGGCAGAAAAGGGGCCACUAGGCCUCAAAACAAAAGAUCCAGUAUUGCUAGGACAAGGUUGAAUACCUGGAACGUGUCACACAAAAUGGCACGAGAAGCGUGUCCCCAUCACACCUUGAGGGGAUAAGCAAAGCUCCUAAACCGGUAGUUGUUCGAAACAUGCUGACAUUUUUUGGGGUAACAACAAGUUAUAGUUCAGACUGGGUUAAGGAGUAUACUGUUAUGUUGACACAGGAGGGAGAGAUAGCAUUUGAGACAAUCAAAGAAAUGCUUCAACGAGCCCCUGUUCUUGCGCUUCCAAAUUAUUACAAAGCAUUUUUUCUCUAUGUUUUAGCCCCGGUUGAUUUGAUGUCAUUAAUGAUUUUGCAAGCCCAGUAUUGAUCAUACAAGCUGAGGAAUAUAACUGAAUGGGGUUUUUAAGUAACAAACAGAGAGAGCAAAUUGACUUUGGCAAGAUGCAUUAAAAAUAAUGUUAAAAAAGAUGUGGUUACACCUAUGGGCCACAUGCCAGUCCCUAAGCAACCAUUUCAGCAUUUAGCGAUAGUCUAUAUUGACAUGAUUAAGCCAAUAAAUGACAGACGUUCAUUGAAGACGUUCAACGUUUUGGCUGUGUUUAUUAUCCACAAUCUCAACGGAUGGUUGAACGAGUGAAUGGUGUGCUAAACUAACAAAGAUUUGUGGUCAUUAUAGGCUUAACCGGGUGAAUGCAUUUCCAUUAGCACUUCUGGCAUAAAGAAGUGGUGUGAAUCGCAAAACUAACCCAACACCGCAUGAGCUUGCUACUGGUCACGAGCUAAAGCAUCUGCAUAAAGGCCCGCCUUCAAGCAUGCUAGAGAAUUACAAAAGAUGUACAUACAACAAAUGUCUAACAAUUGCCGGAUAGUUUCGUCCCACCUUGUGACUAAGCAGGGAAGAGAGAGGUUACAGAACGAGAGUGAGCGAGUGGGGGCAGCAAUCCAACCUGGUGAUCAGAUGUUUUCGUAAGAGUCUUCAGGAGAAAAGUGGAACGGCCCGAGGAAGGACGUACGAGGUCAAGGGGUCGCCUACCUGGUCUCAAAUAAAAACAAAUUUUCUCCUUAGAGUCAUUAAAAAUCAUUUGAGCAAUACAUGAAGAUGAUUUAAAAGUGUCCUCCACUCCCAGAGCCAUCACCGUUAUGAAGGCAUGAGAAGUUUUUUUAAAGAAAUAUUUUGUGUUUCAUUUAAUCCAUGUACAUAAUCAUUUAAGACAAAACAACAAAAACAAAAAUGUUUACUAACUUUACCAUUUUGAAGAUUCUGUUCUUAAGAGUUUUAUAUGUAGAAGUGUUUGUUUUCUUUGAAGGUCAUAAGUAUCUAGUAUGAGGGCAUAAAGGGAAUUCAAAAAGUAUAUGGUAAAAGGUUUGAUUGUAGAAGUAGAAGUAUAUACACGUGAAGCAUUUUGUUGAUUAUGUGAAAGAGAUUCCCAAUACAUAGCCUAUGGUACUACUGUAAGGAGUGAACACCUUGUAUGUUUAAUAAAAUCAUUGAAAAUUAA
Messenger RNA from Micropterus dolomieu (smallmouth bass), 6271 nucleotides. RefSeq lists its product as uncharacterized. NCBI's taxonomy places the organism in Eukaryota, Metazoa, Chordata, Actinopteri, Centrarchiformes, Centrarchidae. Bases 2234 to 3916 code for a protein of 560 amino acids. The record is from RefSeq and is a predicted model, not a curated record. Gene Ontology annotation, molecular function: nucleic acid binding; zinc ion binding. The transcript has 2 exons.